Messenger RNA from Lagenorhynchus albirostris (white-beaked dolphin), 1340 nucleotides. It is a transcript of the gene TP53I3, whose product is annotated as tumor protein p53 inducible protein 3. The transcript is spliced from 6 exons. Gene Ontology annotation, molecular function: quinone reductase (NADPH) activity; NADPH binding; quinone binding. The record is from RefSeq and is a predicted model, not a curated record. Lineage: Eukaryota; Metazoa; Chordata; Mammalia; Artiodactyla; Delphinidae.
AAUGGACCGAUCGCCUGCCAAGAGUUCGCGUCUUGCUGCCUAGAGAGCGGAAAAGUUUUCUCAAAGUGAGGGCUGGAACAGCAUUUCACGCCAAACCAAGAGAAAGACUAGAUUCCAGAGGCUCAAAGUUAAAGAAAAUCUGAUUUGCCGCCACUAGCUUUGCAUUUUAAAGGGAAAGGAGGCGAAGGAAGAAGGGGAGGGUCAGCCCCACCGUUUGCACUACCCAGAGUCCAGCCGUCCAUUGUGGUGGUGGCCGAGGCAGCGCCACUGCUCCGAGGACUCGCAGGGGGCGCAGGACCACGCCGCGUCACCUGGAGCAGCAGAGGGGGCCACCCAGAGCAAAGAACAUGUUAGCUGUGCACUUUGAUAAGCCCGGAGGACCAGAAAACCUUUACUUGAAGGAAGUGGCCAAGCCAAGCCCAGGGGAGGGUGAAGUCCUCCUGAAGGUGGCAGCCAGCGCCCUGAACCGGGCGGACUUACUCCAGAGACAAGGCCAGUAUGCCCCACCCCCAGGAGCCAGCAACAUUUGGGGACUCGAGGCAUCUGGACACGUGGCAGAGCAGGGGCCUGGCUGCCAGGGACACUGAAAGAUUGGGGACCCAGCCAUAGUUCUGCUGCCUAGUGGGGGCCAGUAUGUCACUGUCAUCGAAGGGCUCCUCAUGCCCAUCCCGGCAGGACUGACCAUGCCCCAGGCUGCCGCCAUCCCAGAGGCCUGGCUCACCGCCUCCCAGCUGUUACAUCUCUUGGGAAAUGUUCAGGCUGGAGACUCUGUGCUAAUCCAUGCAGGAGCAAGUGGUGUGGGCACAGCUGCCAUCCAACUUACCCAGAUGGCUGGAGCUGUUCCUCUGGUCACAGCUGGCUCCCAGCACAGGCUUCAAAUGGCAGAAACGCUUGGAGCAGCUGCUGGAUUCAAUUACAAAGAAGAGGAUUUUUCUGAAGCAACAAUGAAAUUCAGCAAAGGCGCUGGAGUCAACCUUAUUCUAGACUGCAUAGGCGGCUCCUACUGGGAGAAAAAUGUCAACUGCCUAGCUCUUGAUGGUCGCUGGGUUCUCUAUGGUCUGACGGGAGGUGCUGACAUCAGUGGGCCUCUGGUUUCAAAGAUACUCUUUAAAGGAGGAAGUCUGAUCACCAGUCUGCUAAGAUCUAGGGACAAAAAGUACAAACAGAUGCUGGUGAAGGCUUUCACAGAUCAAAUUUUGCCCCACUUCUCCACGGGGAACCCUCAAAGUUUACUGCCGGUUCUGGACAGAGUCUACCCCAUAACUGAAAUCCAAGAAGCCCAUGCGUACACGGAGACUAACAAGAAUGUGGGCAAAAUCGUCCUGGAGCUGCCCCAGUGA